Molecule: messenger RNA, 3015 nt
Organism: Penaeus vannamei (Pacific white shrimp)
Lineage: Eukaryota; Metazoa; Arthropoda; Malacostraca; Decapoda; Penaeidae
Product: DBB domain-containing protein stumps
Cellular component (GO): cytosol
Molecular function (GO): transmembrane receptor protein tyrosine kinase adaptor activity; fibroblast growth factor receptor binding
Source: RefSeq, a predicted model, not a curated record
CGGGGCACGUCACUUCCUCGUGGCCACCAUUCCCCUCAGCAUCAGCAGAUGAACAGGGCAUCUUCCUCUUGCCCCGCAUCGCCCAAGCUUCCCUGCUGCUCCUCCUCUCUCGGAAAGGUGGCCUCCUCCUGUCACGGCCACCCUGUGCCAGUGACAAGGGAAGCAAACCUUCCCUGCCGCCCGCCGUGCCAGAACGAGGCGACCCGAAGUCGAAACACGAGAAACUGUCGCACACUCGUUCCUUCGACCUGGAUCACAUCUACCAGAACCUCUGCACGGCUGUCAAGGGCGCCUCCAAACCGCGGAGCAAUUCCUUUAGUAUCCCGUGGCGGCGGAAGAAGAAACCGCAGGAGGCUUCGCCGGGGAUCGCGGAAGAGGCCCGCGAAGAGGGAGGGGGAGGAGGGGGGAGCGGCACACCCCAGCCCCUGGCCAGCCCAAGUGUCACGUCCAGCACCAGCAACGCCGCGGAGAACGGGAGCCCGAGAUCGCUGCCCGACACCCGCGGGAGCAGAGCCAGCCUCAAUAGCAACAGCGACAACAGCAGCGACAGCAGUAACGAUGAAGACGACGACGGCGAUAGCGACUACGACGACUACUGGGCCGAGGUGUGUCCCAGCGUGACAUACAUCAAGAAGGACCUGCCCGCGCCCCGCAUCCCCGCAGGCGACGCGAACGCAGAACAGGACGAGGAGCAGACGAGCUACAACACCUCGGCCACCCUGCCCCUCCGCGCCGCCAAGGGCCCCAAAAAGGACGGCGGCGACAAGGAGCAGACAGUAAAUUUCGACUUGACGGCCAAUUUAGAAGAAUGGCGUCAGAAAGCAAGAUGGUUGGAGAGGAAACGCAGAUCGAAGGACAUUCGAAUUACAGGAGAGAACAACGGAAUCGACAUCGCCAUCCUGUACGCCUCGGACGGCACCGUCUGGAAGGACUACCUGCACACCACCUUCACGCAAUGCCGCAGGGGCUGCAAGGACUUCAGCGGCACCUGGAUAGAGACCGUGAACGUUGAAGAAAUCAAGGACGACAUGGAACUGCUCCAGAGGAUGACCCUGAAGAGCGCCAAGCUGCAGAUUGUAAUACUCUCACCGCACUUUAUGGAGCACAUUGCCAACCAUGCAAGAAGCGAACUUGGACACGUGUUUAAGCCAAAGAAGGUGUUAUGUUUACUGCUGAAUGUGGAUAACAGCAGUUUUACACCCGCACAUCUUUCCGUGCUUUACUCUUAUAAAGAAUGGCAACAUCUCACUGUACGGAGUGAGGACAUGUCAUUUGUACAAGAAGUUAUUCAUAAAGCUACCAGCAUUCUCAUCAACAGUGAAGUCUACUCAGGUUAUCGAGAUGAAAGCUUAGCCCGCUUUAAAGUCAUACCUCGGAAAAUUACUUUGACGCAUUCACAGGUAUAUAUAAUUAUGACUGAUGAAGUGAAGGAGGAAGUUGUAAUAUCGGUGAACAGUGCAAACAAAGAACCAGUCAUCAUCAAAAAAUGGCGCUUGCAGAACCCCUAUACCCUCAGCUUCCAAAUGCCAGAGUCAUACUUGGAAACCUCUGCCCUCCUGUAUAUAGAAGUUUCAGUGAAUGGAAAGAGUCAAGGAUCAAGGCAAGUGAAGUGUGAACGAAACAUGGAUACGUUGUCGCAGAUUCUUUCAAAUUCUAAAAACCCAAUUGAUCUCAUGUGUCAGGCCCUAAACCUGAAUCCCUUGAACAAUGACCUGGACCUGUGCUUGGCCAAGAACUUCAGUAUGCGUAUCCCUCCCAGCAGAUGUGCAGAUGAUGACAAUGAGAAAGGUUCUUCGGUAUUUCCCACUUGGAUACACUUCAGUGCUUAUUAUGGCCUGAAAACGUUUACGUGGGCCUUACUAGAGGCUCCUGGUGGCAGGUGUGCCCUCAGUAUUCCAAAUUGUGAUGGUGAUACUCCGUCCUUACUUGCCUUUAAGAGUGGCUAUCUGACACUAGCACAGGCAUUAGAAACAGAGAUGAUAUGUUCAAAAUCAAGAGGAGUGUCAUCGCCACAACGCAUGAAGAAGACUGGCAUAAAGAAAACACAUACUGCAACAUACAACAAUCCUCCACCCCCUCGGCCACUGAGAUCCAAUUAUGACACAUUGCCUGCACCAAGAUUAGUGUCCCCAAGUAACUCACCACCUGCACCAUCAGAAGAAUGUAAAAAUUUUUACACCGAAGUAACAAAGUUUAUUAAAGAUAAGAGAGAAAACAAAACUGAUGAAUCAUCUUCUGAGGUAGACUCAUCUAAGGGAACUACAGAUGCAUCUAACCAAGAACCGUCCACUACAGUCAUGGCAGACCAAAGAAGUGAAGACACGGUUUCAGAGAGUGAGUCAGGAGCAACAUACAUGACUGCCAGUGAUAUUACAGAUUCAACAAACCGGCCAACAACGAAUCUGGUUCGACACUUUGUUGGACUACUUGGAGGGCGACGUAGACCUCUUCAUAUGGAAGGAACACGUUCCCUUCGUGAUGAACCCAAUUACUACAUUGAUGAUCCAACUUUAAAUACCCAAGCUGGGAGGACUAGAUAUAAAAAAGGGACUGCAUCGGAUAGUGAAGAGGAAAAAAAUUGUCAUUCAACAGUGGCCAAUGGUCGAAUAGGUGCAAGAAGCCAUGAACCAUCCCCUGUUUCUGCUGCGGAAGCUUUCUCACCCACCAUUGAGGUUUCAAUAGUGAGAAAAUUAUCCUUAAAUGAUGGUGCUCAAAAUGCUGCCAUCAAAGAAAGACCACCGGUGCCUGCCCCAUUUCCUGUCUAUUCAGAUGAUGAGGAGGACAAUUAUUUAGAUCCAACUAGAAUAAAUACCCCUCCAAGAUAUCAGAUUCUUAUGAACCAGAAGCCAUUGAGUAAAGGUAAUGAUAUUCAGUACUAUAAAUUUGGAGUGGACCAUCCUCCAAGGAGAAUUGCCCUGAAAAUUCUCAAGCCUCAAAAAAGAGAUGAAGAAGAUGAGGAUAAUUACGAAGAUUUAAAUGAUAUGAAAUAGAAUUUUAGCUGAUAUAUAUAUGUAU